Priapulus caudatus is the source of this 1194-nucleotide messenger RNA. Its product is annotated as geranylgeranyl transferase type-2 subunit beta-like. The transcript is spliced from 6 exons. Gene Ontology annotation, molecular function: Rab geranylgeranyltransferase activity. The coding region runs from base 1 to 579 and encodes 192 amino acids. Gene Ontology annotation, cellular component: Rab-protein geranylgeranyltransferase complex. NCBI's taxonomy places the organism in Eukaryota, Metazoa, Priapulida, Priapulimorpha, Priapulimorphida, Priapulidae. The record is from RefSeq and is a predicted model, not a curated record. Gene Ontology annotation, biological process: protein geranylgeranylation.
AUGGGCAAUAAGACAAUACUGCAACAGGUUUUCUCACGUUUCUGCCUAGUGUUUGUGGCACAGCACAGGCUGGAGGCCAUCGAUGUCAACAAGGCAGUGCAACACAUUCUAGCUUGCCGAAACUUUGACGGAGGUUUUGGAACACGGCCUGGAUCAGAAUCGCAUGCUGGUCAGAUAUAUUGCUGUGUGGGUGCACUGGCGAUUGUGGGACGACUACAUGAGGUUGAUGCAGACUUGUUGGGUUGGUGGUUGUGUGAAAGGCAGUUGCCCUCUGGUGGGCUCAAUGGACGGCCAGAGAAACUUCCUGAUGUAUGUUAUUCCUGGUGGGUGCUAUCCUCUCUCACUAUCAUAGGCAGACUGCACUGGAUAGACAAGAAUAAGCUUGUGGAUUUUAUCCUAGCAUCUCAAGAUGAGGAAACUGGUGGCUUUGCCGAUCGCCCAGGAGACAUGGUUGAUCCAUUUCACACAUUAUUUGGUCUGGCAGGACUGUCAUUGUUGGGAAACAGGAGUCUAAAGCAUAUUAAUCCAGUGUUCUGCAUGUCACAGUGCAUCAUAGACAGAUUAGGUCUCACAGUCUAAUUAUUCUGAUGUUCCCAGACGUAGGAGACUCUUCGAAUGACAAGUGACAUACAAAUUCAGCUGUGGCUGUAAACAUGACCUACUAACAUUACCAUUAUCAUUUUUAACAAACUUGUUACUUGUAACAAGUCCUAGAAGCUUGACAUUUUUACUUACUUCUUUUUUUCUGCCAGUGAUAUGACAGUGAUAUAGUGUCAAUUAAUUAUUUCAUGUAUAUUUUACGUGUAAUCAAAUAUUGUAAUUAAUCUUACUGAUAUAAAAUGAGGCUCUGCAGUAUCUGAUUAACUGUAAACUACUUCUAGUAUCAUGUUCAGUAGAAACAUCAGUUGAGUCAGAAUAUGUUGAAUUUACUGGUGCUUUUAUUUCCAAUUUUGCAUAAUUAUUAUAUAUGUAUAAUUCUAUGUAUCAAUAGUAUAGUAGUUGUAUAAAUAUAAAUAUCUUAUUCAUAUUUAAAAUAUAAACAUAAGAACAUGAUUAAUAUCUUGUAUAUAUGGAUAUUUGCAAUUGCUCAAGAUCCAGUAUGACUGGUUCCAUAAGAGCAUAUAUAGUCUUGCUAUGUAAAAGUGAAUGGUAGUAAAUAAUGUAUAUAAUAGUAAAACCUUUCAUAUGCUGAAA